AUGCAUAUAUUCGCUACUGAGUCUUCGGCAGUGCUGGGCAGUAUGCUGGCAAAUGCGGGUGAACCUGUCCAUCGCCCAGGCGUGCCUUGGAUGAUAGUUGCACCGCCUUACGCCAGAGUGCAUCAGGAGGUGGCUAUGGUGGAGGCGGUGGCGGUCGCGGAGGAGGUGGCGGUUACAGGGGUGAGGGAGGGGGCGGCAGCCGCCCUAGCAGCGCGUACGGCGGCGGUGGCGGCGGAGGAUACGGCGGUGGCGGUGGCGGUGGUGGCGGAGGAUAUGGUGGCGGCCGCGGAGGCGGUGGCGGCGGCUAUGAAGGCGGAAGGGGCGGCGGCGGUGGAGGCCGAGGUGGUGGAUUUGACGGAGGCCGGGGUGGCGGUGGUGGCGGACGCGGCGGCGGCGGUGGACGCGGUAGGGCUGCACACAGCGAGGAAGAUGAUGAGCGACCUUUUGCAUUUUUACCAACAUGUCUCCAGCACGGAAAUCGGAGGCGGCGGUGGUGGUGGCGGUGGCGUCCUGAACCCGCAGGAGGGCGCGGCGAUGCUGGAUGCCGUGCUGCGAACAGCCCGUAACAUGCGGGCUAACGUCAAUGUGGACAUCAAUUCCGAGGGUCGGCCGAUGAGCAUCACACGCCGACCAAACGAGGGCACAGUCGGGCGAGCAGUCAACCUGUUUGCCAACUACUUCCGACUGCAGACGGCGCCCGGGUUCCCGCGCGCGGCGUAUCAUUACGAUGUAACGAUCAAGUCAGUUGAGGAGGCGCGCAUGGGAGGCGGCGGCCGUGGUGGCGGUGGCCGUGGCGGUGGCCGUGGUGGUCGUGGUGUGGCUCCAGAACCAGCCGGUCCGGAGGCCGCGGCUGAGGGUGAGGACCUGCCCCCACGCCUUGCCCAUCGCGUGCUCAAAGCCGCGGCCACGCAAUACAAGUGGCCGGACGGCGCAUGGCGCUUCGAUGGGCGCAAGAACCUGUAUCUCCCAGGCCAGGGUAUUCCGCCUGAGGUCCGGGAGUGGAAGGUGACGCUGCCGCCCAGGGAGGGCGACCGCGGAGAUAAGACUAAGUCCUUCGUGGUGACGACCAAGCAUGUCAACGUGGUGGACCUAUCGAGUCUGCAGGCGUAUCUGGCUCAGCAGCAGCAGCAGGCGCCGCGUGACGCCAUGCAGGUGCUGGAUGUCGUCAUCCGGCAUGCCUUCGCGGUAGACCCGCUGUGCACCGUGCUGGGCCGUGGCUACUACUACCCCGGCGAUGGCGUCGAGCCGCUGACGGGCGGUGCUGAAGUUUGGAAAGGCUUCCAGCAGAGUUUCAAGCUGGUCGAGUCUGGCCUCAUGCUUAACCUGGACUCCUCGUUUGCGGCGUUCAUGUCAGAGCGGUCGCUUCCUGAGCUGCUCGCCGAGAUGUGCAAUACCCGGGACUUGUCCCGAGUAGACCCCAGUCGGCUCCGAUCGGCCGCCAGGAACCUGUCCGGGUUCAAGGUGACCUUCCCCAUGAAGGGUGGCCACUUGCGGAAGAAGCCCAUGAUCGGCCUCAGCGAGCAGGGAGCCGCGAAUACCAUGUUCCACAACGAGGCGGAGGGAAGGUCGAUGAGCGUUGCGGAGUACUUCAAGUCCACCGGCCGUCCUCUGCGAUACCCCAACCUGCCGUGCGCAAAUGUCGGCAAUCGCAUGAAGCCUACUUACAUACCAGUGGAGCUCUGCACGGUGGUGGCGGGCCAGCGGCGCAUGAAGCUGGACGCGAAGCAGUCUGCCGGGAUGAUUUCUGCGGCCAAGCAAGAUCCACGGACCAAGGGUGACGCUGUGGUGGUUCAGGCGCGCCGAGUCCAGAGCACCCUGCAAGGCAGUGGCACGGAGGCCAAGUGGGGCCUCAAACUCAACACAGAUUUGAUGCGCCUGCCGGGCCGACUGCUGCCCACUCCCGUACUGCAGUACGGCUCCCCGGUGUGCUUUGAUGUGGGCCCCAACGGUUCCUGGAACCUGAGGGAUGUCAAGUUCCACGAGGCGCGGGCUCUGGACUCUUGGGCGGUGGUGUGCUGCAUCCCGAAGGAGGAAGUCGACUUUGACGGGGAGUACUCCCUGUGGGACUUUUUGAUUGACAUGUGCGACAACAUGGGCAAGUGCGGCAUGGCAGUGGUGGACCCGGUGCGCCGCGGCUCGGACGCUGCCCCACCGGUCGUGUUUCAGAUGGGCCGGGAGAUUCCCAACCGUGGCAUUGAGAACGCGAUGCGGUCGGCGGCCGAGGCGGCUGCGAAAAGAUACAAGAAGCCGGCUAAGCUGCUGCUGGUUAUCCUGCCUGAAAGCCUCACGGACGAGUACCGUGAGAUCAAGCGGGUGUCGGACAUCGAGCUGGGCAUCCCGUCGCAAGUUGUGGCGGGCAGCAAGGCCAAGGUGGGCCCGAAGGCUGGGCCCAGGGGCGGCGGCCCGCAGUAUUGCGCCAACGUGGCGAUGAAGAUUAACAACAAGCUGGGUGGCGUCAACGUGACCCUUUCGGGCGGCCUCCGCUACCUGCCGGUGCUUGGCGGCCAGGGUGCCCUCCCCUUCAUGAUCAUGGGUGCGGACGUGACGCACCCCACGGGGGCGGCGGCCCGAGCGGACGUGCGGGACCCCUCGGUGGCUGCGGUGGUGGCCUCCCUGGACCAGAGCAUGGGUCGCUGGGGCUCCCGCGUGCUGCUGCAGACGGGCCGCCAGGAGGUGAUCACGGGCAUGGCGACCGCCACCAAGGAGCUUCUGCUGGAGUUCUACCGGGCCAACAGGAACACUAAGCCCCAGCGUCUAGUGAUGUACCGCGACGGUGUAUCCGAAGGCCAGUUCGACCAGGUCCUGGCUGAGGAGUAUAUGGCUAUCCGGAAGGCCUGCCGCGAGCUCGAGGAGAGCUACAGGCCCGCCAUCACGUUCAUUGUGGUGCAGAAGCGCCAUAACACCCGGCUGCUGCCGGCCGACGGCGCGGCUUCGGACCAGAAGGGCAACGUGCUGCCCGGCACAGUGGUAGACAAGGGUAUCGUUGCACCGGAUGGCUUUGACUUUUACCUCAACUCGCACGCCGGUCUCCAGGGCACCAACAAGCCCGCCCACUACCACGUCUUGAUUGACGAGAUUGGCUUCGGCGCGGAUGGCGUCGAGCUGCUUACCUACUGGCUGUGCUAUCUGUAUCAGCGUACCACCAAGUCAGUCAGCUAUUGCCCCCCGGCGUACUACGCCGACCGCGCCGCCUUCCGGGGCCGAACCCUCCUGGCGGCGACGUCGUCUGCAUCGGACACGGCGUCGGAGGCCGGGUCCAUGCGGGCCGGUCAGGGUGGCGCCAGCGCUCCUGCUACUUUCGCCGGCAUUCACCGGGACCUGUCCAACGUCCUCUACUUCAUGUAAACUUGCGCCUAGGUCGUCUGAAUACCUGGCGUGCGUAUACUUGGCUGGUAGAUUAUACGCAUAGAGCUGUUGAGUAACGAGAUUACCGAAGUGGGAAGCGAUGGGGAGGCAUUGAGUCGGAAUGAUUGGGGUGGGUGGGAGGAAAGGAGUUUUCUUUCUUGAAUAAGCCACGUUUGGUAAACAUGUAAAUAGUGACGGAAGUGGACUCGAAACAUCUAGUUGGUGAUUAUGAUGUUGCUAAUGCCCCAAAAAAAAGAGAUGAAGAUGUUAAACAAGGAACAUGUCAUUAAGGAAACUCCAUUAAAUGAUUCUAAAAUUGUAUGUAAUCCAUAUUUGUCUCACUCACUGGACAACGUUUAAAUACUCACCCAUACACAUGUCUUAUCAACAAACAAUUGCAUAUAUCCUACCUAUCUGUAUAUAUCUGCAGAAAACCACCCAUUCACAAUCUUUUAUACAUACUUUACAUUUACAUGCACAAAUGUGCAUGUCACAGCUUCUUCCCCUACUGAUACGCCACCAGCUAAUCGUCCGGACCAAUCAUUUGCCCGUUGCCGCCACCACCCCGAUGAAUCCACGGCGAGCGCGACAAGUACGAACCCGCUUGAAGCGACCUGCUGUACGACCCAGACACAAUCGUUUGCGUCGCCCUGAACGACAUGCGGCUGAUAGAAUCCCCCAUAGCAUCGAUAGGCUGCGACGCCGCCGAGGGGCCGUAACCUGCCAUGGUGAGCGGCGACGACAUCGCGGCCACGUAGGGCGUCAGCAGCGGCGCCGCCGCGCCAGCGCCGCUGCCGUACGGCGCGCCAGCUUCCGCCGCUUCUUCCUCCAGCGGCGCCUCCGCAUUUCGCAGUGCCAAGGCCUCUGCCAGCAGCCUCCGAUUGGCCUCGUGAUCACCGUGCCUGUACACCAGUGUCCCCGAGACCAGCACCACAAAGCCCGCCGCUUGGAGCCAGGAGUACACGGUCCAUCGCUCCCCCAGCUGACCCAUACCCAGCGGCGUGUAGAACAACAGCAAGUCAACCAGCCACACAAAAAGGGUGCGCAUGGUCUCCAGCACCGUCCUGAACACCGCCCCCAGGUGCCCCGUCACCGCCAUUCCGGACACGUUGUAGAGCAGCAGCGCCGCCAUGUCCACCGCCAGCACCGCCUGGAGAGCCCUGGAGCGAGAUAUCAGCUGAACGGUGUCCAGGAAGUCCUCGUGAAUACCCUCCCCUUCGGCACCUGGCAGGUAGUAGGCGAUGGGCAUCAUGACGGCGAGGGUGCCCACCGCCCCCAGCAGCCCCUCGUACCCCACGAUGCG
Messenger RNA from Volvox carteri f. nagariensis, 4648 nucleotides. RefSeq names its product Argonaute-like protein (gene AGO3). The transcript is spliced from 31 exons. Lineage: Eukaryota; Viridiplantae; Chlorophyta; Chlorophyceae; Chlamydomonadales; Volvocaceae. The record is from RefSeq and is a predicted model, not a curated record. Bases 1 to 3345 code for a protein of 1114 amino acids. Gene Ontology annotation, cellular component: cytoplasm. Gene Ontology annotation, biological process: regulatory ncRNA-mediated post-transcriptional gene silencing. Gene Ontology annotation, molecular function: protein binding; RNA binding.